GAUCCCAUGGCAUUUUCGUCAUUACCCUAUUUUCCGAUACCUAUUUUCGUCAUUUUAUCCCUCCUUCGUCUUUCUCCACCUUUCACUGCCACUCACACGCGCGCGCAUACCCUCUCUCUCCUCUGGAGCACUCAAAGAGUAAAGUUCUCUGCAUUUCACUCUCUCUCUCUCUCUAGAAAUGGGUAGUCGGAUCCAAUCCCACCAGCUGAGCAAUGGGUUGUACGUUUCGGGUCGACCCGAGCAGCCCAAGGAGCGGCCACCGACAAUGGCGGCGCGUUCUGUGCUUUACACUGGCAGUGGCGGCGAUAUCAAGAAGUCCGGCGAGCUCGGAAGGAUGUUCGACAUCUCCAUCGCCGACACGGCCUCGUCCCUGGGUCCUCCUCCGCUCGUUGUCGGCGGUAGCGGCGGAGCUAUCAGGCCGCCGCCGUCGCGAGUCUCCUCCGCCUCGUCGUCGAAUCCCAACAGUGGAUCUGUUCGAUCCGGAUCUAACUCGGGUCCAGUUCGGAAAUCGUCGGGACCACUCUCCCAGCUUCAGCCGACUGGUUUGAUAACCUCCGGUCCACUGGGGUCUGGACCAAUCGGAACUGGGUCUAGGAGGUCGGGUCAGAUGGACCACCAAGCGGGUAACACCGGGUCGGGCAAGCCCAAGUACGGGUCGGCAGUGACGAGUCUGAGCUCGGACCAGGUUCGAAUCGGGUUUAGGGUACCAAAGGCGGUUGUUUGGGCGGUGAUGGUGGUGGUGGCGAUGGGGUUGGUGGUCGGUGUGUUCAUAAUGGUGGCGGCGAAGAAAGUCGUGGUAAUGGCGGCGGUUGCGGCUGUGGUUUUUCCCGCCUUGGUGUGUUUGGUGUGGAAUUGCGUCUGGGGAAGAAGAGGGUUACUGGGUUUCGUUCGGAGGUACCCAGAUGCCGAGCUUAGAGGCGCCAUUGAUGGACAGUUCGUCAAGGUUACAGGGGUUGUAACAUGUGGAAGUAUACCAUUGGAGUCGUCCUACCAAAGGAUUCCAAGAUGCAUUUACGUGUCCACAGAAUUGUACGAAUAUAAAGGUUUUGGUGGAAAGUCCGCUAACCCAAAACAUCGAUGCUUCUCCUGGGGAUCUAGAUAUGCUGAGCGGUACGUGGCCGAUUUUUACGUCUCGGAUUUCCAAUCUGGAUUAAGGGCACUUGUAAAAGCAGGCUAUGGAUCAAAAGUUUCUCCUUUUGUCAAACCAGCAACCGUGGUUGAUGUAACAGCUCAGAACAAAGAUUUAUCUCCGAGUUUCCUAAGGUGGCUCUCGGACCGUAGUCUCUCAAGCGAUGACCGUGUUAUGCGCCUCAAAGAAGGAUAUAUAAAGGAAGGGAGCACGGUGAGCGUGAUGGGAAUGGUGAGGAGACAUGACAACGUGCUGAUGAUAGUUCCUCCGACUGAGGCUGUCUCCACUGGCUGCCAGUGGUGGCGCUGCCUCCUCCCUACCUACGCGGAAGGCCUCAUUAUCACCUGCGACGAUAGUCACAACGCCGAUGUCAUUCCCGUCUGAAUUUGGCCGUUGUCCCCUUCCACUCUCAUGUGAUUUUUGCUUGUCCAUAUCUAUCUAUAUUAAGUAUUAUAUAUCAUAAUUAUAACAAUAUAUGUAUAAGGUAGGCCUAAGGCUGAGGAAUGAGCUGAAGCCAGCAUAUGAUCAUCAAUUACUCUUGUGUUGUUUUUGCUCCCUAAGUGGGGUUGUGUUCUGUCUCUCUCUGUACAUUUUACCUCCCAAAAUGUAAAUGCUAUUUCAUAGUUUCUA
Molecule: messenger RNA, 1759 nt
Organism: Tarenaya hassleriana
Lineage: Eukaryota; Viridiplantae; Streptophyta; Magnoliopsida; Brassicales; Cleomaceae
Exons: 4
Coding region: 179-1513 (444 amino acids)
Source: RefSeq, a predicted model, not a curated record